AAGAUUCAAUAUAUUAUUACCAAAAAUUGUUAUCAAAAGAAAAUGUUGCGUCAUUGCAGAAAAAAUUUGCUGGGUUUUGUUAGACAGAAUAGACGCUGUCUAGCUUCAAGUAGUGUAGUUUGUAAAUCUUAUUCACUUGAUGGAAAAGGUUGGGAUGUGUUGUCUGGCAAGACCACAAGGAUUGGAUGUGCCUCGGGUUUCUGGGGCGAUUCCCCUUCUGCAGGUUAGGCUUGGAAUUAUUUAUCAAUUUGAUACAUUGAAGAAAAUUCAAACAAACCAAUCUAAUGUUCUUAUAACUAAUUUAAUGUUCUUGUAGGCGGAUCUAUCACUUAUAGGCGGAUCUAUCAUGAGGGGGUGCAACUAUACAGCCAGGGUGUGUGGACCCCUCCCAGUCGUGACCAGUACCCCCUUGAUUUUGCAAGGAAAUAAUCAAGCACUAAUAUGGUUGAUCACUAUAACAUAGCAGUUGCUGUAAUCUGUGUUAUAUGUUAUUAAUUUUAGCAAGGAUCAGCUAGUACCUGACUGGAAGGUUUGGAAUUGCACAACCGAGAUUUAAAAAAAUUAAUAGUAACAAUAGUAUAUUUAAUAGUAUACAGAAAGCAUCAAAAUUGCAUGCCAAAUAUCUCGGUUGCACAAUACAAACUUUCCACACUGGAGCCAGUAUACCAUGUAUAGUGUAUACCCUUACAAAUAUAUAACGAGUCACAGCUAGGAGUUAUAUGUACAUGUAUAUCAAGAGUCAUAUAGGAGUUAUACAUCUGAAAUAUUGGUGUUGUGCAUUGCUGAUCACCAUACAGUACAUUUAUAUACUUCAUGCAUUGUAGAAGUAUACACAGCCACAUAACCAGGCAUGUCAGAUGCAUGUCAUGACUCGUGUUGCAAAAGCUGAUAUGCGGCUGUUUCAAGAUGAUUUCAACAAAAUAAUUUUUCCUUCCCACCACCGGCCUGGUUGUGAUGAUCAUCAUCUGGUGUAGAACAUUAUAUCACAGAAGGAUUCACAAAUUUUUUUCAAUUAUUGAUUUUUUACUUUUCUUACUUUUUGCCUGAGGACAAACCCUUUGAAAACCAGCACCUCCCACAGGAAAAUGACCUGUGCACAGGAAAAUACCAUUAAUGAUAAAUAUUAAACAUCAUGGUUUUUACCAAUUUACCAUAUGGGAAAUCUAUAAUAACCAUUAAUGGUAAAAGUUCAGUUUUUACAUUCACUAUAGUAUACAUGGUAAAUGUUUAAAAACCAUUCAAAAACCCAUUAAUGGAAAUUUAAAAUGUUUUCAUGUGUCACAUAAUUGAUUUGAUGGUACCAUUGAUUAAUGGGUUUCAUUUAAAUACCACCAAUAUACAUUGUGUUGGCAAUAUUCCCAGCAAUUAACAUCAUGUGAUAUAAACAUAAACCAUUCUUAUCAUUUAUGGUAAAAACUAUAAUCACCAUGAUGUAUAAUAUAGAACAAACCCAUGAUCUAUAUCAUUCAUAUGGUAAAACUAUAAUAACCAAUGAUGUUAAUAUCAAUAAAACCCAUCAAUAUAGUCUGUGUUGGAUAUUAAUUGGAGUGAAUGGUACCAAUAACUGGCGACAGUGAUGGGAACGGAACUUAAAGAGACUCUUUUUUAAAUGGAGUGAAGACACAACUAGGAUAAAAUUUUGAAAUGUUAAGUGUGAUAUCUGGCCAGGAAUCAAAAAUCAACAAAAUUAAUUAGUAUACAAAAUUUGGAGUGAUAAACAGUAGAGGUAGACUUUUCAUGAAGAUCUGGGGGAAGCAUGUAAGAUGGUACGAACACGCAACAAAACGAAACGAAGGAGAUCCGGUCAGAGAUAAAAGGGAACAAAGGAAAGAAGAAACUGAUGGAUAGACUGUACAGAAGAAGAAAUAAAUAUCGUGGAACUGAAGGCGCACACGACAAAGGAAGGAAAGAGAGAGAGAGAGAAAGAGGACAAUUAAGAAUCGGAGCAGCCGAGCCUGGAGUUGUCUGGAACAAGAGUUGAGUGAACGACGAAUGUGAAGAAGAGAACUCUAAAAGCCAACACUAACCUAUUUUGUUGGAAGAUUUAACAGCAUUAAAGAUACGCAGGGUAUUAGCCAGAAAAAAAGUUUUGUCCGUUAAACGUAAAUUGGGAAAUUUUUUUUGACCGAUCAAAGUCCUUGUGUAGGAAUAAAUAGUUUUUUUUCCCAACGUGUUUCUCCUUAGAUGCAAAAAACGGUAGCUUGGUUUUGUACAUUUCAUUUCCGGUGAAUGAACACUGAAAAGAUGCACCCGAUGCACACCGAUUACACUUUGUUUUGUACAUUUAAUUUCAGUGAAUACACACCCAAUAUGAGUGAAACGCGAUACAUUUUGAGGAAAUAGUUAAUGGGAAAAAGUAAACAAAACGUUCUUUGAUAAAAUAAUAUAAAAUCAAACGCAAUGCACUUUCUCAUCGGAAAAAAUGAAAAUCUUCCAGUAGACCCAGUUGGGAAAGCCCCUUAGCUACUUCAAUUGGGAAGAGUCCGUCAGACGGACAGUAUAUGGGCUAGCUAACACCCUGAUGCGGUACAGUCCGAUCUGCGCAUGUGCUCAAAGAAGCCCUCUUUUUAUUAUACAAACAGUUUAUUUAGGUUUUUAUUUCAUUUUAUGUUCUUGCAAAGCGUGAUUGUUGUGUCUUGAUCAUUUAUUACACUUUAUAAUCAUGAAAAUAUAAAUAGUUGUCGAAUAAAAUUCAAUAUUUUGGAUACCGAAAUGUAAACAAAGCCUAUAGUUUUGUUUACAUACGGACUGUACCGCAUCUUCAAUAAAUUCGGGCGAGUGACCAACGAGGAGAGGGGUUAAUUAAAGUACUGGAACAAGUCUAUUUAUGAUUAAGAUUAUUCAAGAUUAUGGGACUUGAAUUUGAAGUUAAAAUUUGCUAACGUAUGGGUUAUUAUCAUACACAUAUAGAAAUGAUUGAAGAAUAAACACAUGCCGACGUUUGUAUAGGGCUAAAACAAAAUUUACCAGCCGAGAUUAUCUCUUCAAAAAAUUCCAGGACAGCCAUGAUCUGAAUUGUCAACAACACAACAACAAAGACUUCUGCGUGACCCCAUGAUCGUGGUCACCACUGUCUCCAAAAGGUCAAAUACGUCAAGAUAAAAAUAGGUUACGUCAAGUUAAAAAUAGAUAAAAAGUGUAUUGUCAUGAUCUGUUUGUUUCUUUAAAUUCUUCAUCGAAUAUGCAUGCUGGACGAUGUAAAUUUGCAUUAUGGGCAAAUCUCAUGUUUAUACAGAUGUACUGUAUUUAUACGGGUCAUGCAUACAGCUCUUGGCAUCACUACUGAUUUGCACACACUAGCAAAAUCAUAAUAUUAUGCAUAAGUGGAGAAUUUUGUUUUGAAAACUGCGUUUUUGUAUGUUGUUCAAAGCUGUAUGAAUAUAUCCGCUAAUAUGUUGUUCAACGAAGUGGCUUUCAGAAAUUCUUGUUUUUCCAACUUGGAUAACGUCUAUGACUUCGUAAUUUCUCUUCACGAAGAAGACCACGACGUUUUUAUCAUAUUUGUAUUACUUUCCGCUAUUCUUUCCGUAUUCACAUGCCUUGGAAACACUGUGGUACUACUCGCCUACAUCAAAUCACCUCUACUUUGCAAGAAACUUUCCAGUAUUUUUGCAAUUAACUUGGCGGUUACAGAUUGGCUUAUUGGCGUCGUCGUUCAUCCUCUUCUCAUGAUCUUUUUUGUUCAAACAAUCAAUGAUGAUUCAUCGUGUAUGCUACCCUCGCUACUGGCCGUGGUAAUCCCAAUCCUUAUAACGGUCUCUUUAUUUAGUGUGGUCGGAGCAACUGCUGAAAGGUUCUUGGCCAUCGUGUAUCCAUUCUACCAUAGAACUGAGCUGACGAAGACAAGGCUACGGGCUUUUGUGUUACUGUCCUGGGCGUAUGCAUUAUCUUGGAUUUCGAUUCUCUUUCUCAGUAAAGAAAAUCUUAAAAUUUACGUGACUUUAAAUUGUGGCUUGCCCAUCAUAUUGACCAGUUGUAUCGUAAUACUCUGGUUUUACAUUCUCAUUGAAAUUAAAGGCCAAUCAGUUGUGGGGAACACUUGCGGGAGUCAUCGUCAAACUAUAUUGCAACAUCGUCAGAAAUCUGAAAGAAAAACGGCCAAGGCGUUUUUCAUAGCAACUUUGAAUCUUUACGUGUCUUAUUCUCCAUUAUUUAUUGUAUUGUUUACGAGGUUUAACGAUGCCAUGCACGUUAUUUCUUUUCUGGAGGUCAUGUUGUUGGCCUCAGUUAUAAAUCCACUCAUAUAUGGCUUGGCAAAUAUUGCUGUAAGGAAUGGCAUUCGGAAAGAACUGUUCUGUGGGUAGCCUGCAGGAUAAAGAUAAAUGCCAUGACAACUGUUUUGUUAUAGUAGCCUGGAUAACGCGUUGUUAAAUCUCGUGUGGAUGAUAGUCGACCAGUUUAACUGAUUCGAAACCUUGUGCGGUGCAGCUUAGAACGUCUUCAAUAGAGAAUUUGCUUGAAAAUGGACUCAAUGAACUUCUGUUUAAUUCCGAAAGUAACACUCUUCAUCCUCUUUCUGAGAAUGGUCAAGUUGAAAUUUAAAUUAAACUAUUUGAUGAGUUUACCUGAUAAAGUAGUAUAAUUAUGUUAUUUGUUAACGCGCUUGCAGAGGGGGCGGACGCCAAAACUGCAAAGGCCCUAAAAAUUUCUUGGUACAAGUUGGCUUUAACCGAGAAUAUAAAUCCAGGGUUCGUACAAAACUUGAAAGUCCUUGAAUGUCCUUGAAUUUGGAAACAAAAAUUCAAUGCCUUGAAUGUCCUUGAAUUUGAAAACAAAAAUUCAAUGCCUUGAAUGUUCUUGAAUUUGUAAAGAAGUACUUGAAAGUCCUUAAAUGUUUCUGGCUUUAGUUUUUGGAUAUUUUCUGAAAUUGUUUGACAUUCAAAACGGGCAUUUUGUUAAUAAUUGAUUUUGCAUGUUCAUAUCUGAUAAAGCUGUUUGAAACUCAUUAAAGUCAUGCGUUUUGAACAAUUCAACGUCAGAUUUUACUGAUUUCUAACCCCUUUUCUUCAGUAUUUAGUUCUUGAAUUUGCUGAUACAUGGCCUUGAAUGUCCUUGAAAAGACCUUGAAUUUGACUCUUCCUCGCAUGUACGAACCCUGUAAAUUGUAAAAAACCCCGCUUCUUAAAGGUUUAUGACGUCAUAAGCCCCCUGGGAGAGUUUUUCCCCACGCCUCUCUUGGCGGCCUUGGCUGUACCUAAAUCAUUACAUCGUAUUUUAUCAUUACAUUACAGUUUCUAUAACGGGUGUAAAGAUGAGGACUUGCACAUCAUUGAAUACAUAUUAUAUAGUGUGCCAUCAUUCCUUGAAGACCCACGAAUAAGUCACGGUGAAAGCAACAUAGAAAUUGCAAAAAACUAAAUAAAAAUUCGCUUAUAGUUUCGCAAAGAUUUAUCGUUUCGAUAUAUUUUUCUUUGUCCCGAAUCCGAUCGGAUUCGGAUCGGAUUUGCACACCUCUAAUAUCUAUACCUCGUCCGCAGGCAUCUCUGGCCUACAAUUUUUUCUGAUCCACCCGAUUCCUUAGAGAUGCCUGCGGAGGAGGCUACUCUUGAUCAACUUUUUCAAUGUCCAAGACAUCCAAUGUCUACAUCAUCAUGAAUUUUAGCAGCCAAAUAGACGUAUAGGGAAACUAGUAUAUAAUUUGCAAUUCACGCAAUGACAUCUUAUCUGGCAACAUUGGCAGUGAAAAAGUUGACCAAGAUGAAGAUUUUUUUCUACAAACUUAGGAUAUAUUAUAUUUCGGAACAAUAACACUCUUUUAAUACCUAAGCAAAAGACCAGUAGACUCGCUAAUAGUUUUAUUAUAGCCGGUAGUAAAAAACCUAUACCGCCAGAAUCUCUUAACCUAACUGUACUUUUUUUAGUAUUGUAUAUAAUUAUAUGGUUCCUUUGUAGGUUUUCUAAUUGUAAAUAUUCUCGCAUGAUGCCUAUACUAUAUACUGCAACAUUGGUAAUAAAGCUAUUCCUAAUCCCCAAUAUUUCUUCUCAUAUAAUAACCCAAAUAUUACACAUACCAAAAACCAUAUUUGGGAUUAUAAAUUUAUAAUGGUACUUUAAAUCUAUUUUCAGCUGUUUAAGUUGAAGGAGGUUUUCGUUUAUUUUUAAAUCAAUCAGUAUUCUUGGUUAAUUUGUUGAACCAGAUGGUUUUGCGCUUGCUGUUAAACAAUUGUGAUUUGCGUCACAGUUUACUUUGUGUUAUCAGCUGUCAUGCAGUGGUAGAUGUUAUUGUAUUCAUAGACAUAAUGCAUGUUAUCAAACUAAUUAGAAUGAAAAAAAAAUAGCCUGGAUUUUCAUUCCAAAAUAAAUCUGACUUUUUCGGAUUCCGAUUCCCUACAUAUAGCCUACCAUGAAUUAUGUCGAAUUAUGCAAUGUAAUAAUAGUACGUAGACUGGAAGAAGAUGAAAAGUUGUGAGAAACUGGACAGUAUAUGAAAGUUGACUGAUGCAUUGAAUUGAAACUGCGUACAUAUUUUUUGAACGUAUUGUACAUUUAUGUUUAUAUUUAUGUUUAUUUACUCGAACCGACCUGACCGCGUAGCUCAGUUGGCAGAGCAUUGCUCUAGUAUUCCAAAGGUCGUAGGUUCGAUUCCCCCCGUGGCCGGGCAUAUUUUUCAAGCUCGUCCGGUGUGGAUAUACACUCAGAGUAACAUCACAAACAUCAUAUAUAAAAACGUUAAUAAUUCAAGCACUUUCAUUGGUCGAAACCCAUGAUCUAUUAGAGGACAGACGCACGGAAUUACGUCACAAUUAAGGUAGCCAAUAGCGUUCCCUUAUUUGUAUAGAUCCUGUACGCGUGAUAUUUGUAAAAUUUCGACUCGACUUUUUCAAAUUUACAAAUGUUUGUGUAGGUAAAAAGUAAGCUAUUUACCUGUUUAAUUCGGGGGGUUUCUUUUUAUUAUAUAAAACAAAUAGAUAAGAUUUUGACGUUGUCUGUUCAGUUAUAGAUACACAUUAUGACGUCAUAAUGUGGGAAGAACAAAGAAGCGAUCCACUUCACUCGGGGGUUCGUGAGCCACUUUUUUGUUCUUCCAACAUUAUGACGUCAUGUUGUGUAUCUAUAACUGAACAGGCAACGGCAAAAUCUUAUCUAUUUGUCAAUAAUGUACCAGUAGACCAGAUUUUGUUUCAUUGCGAGACCAGUUGACUGAUGACACGCUAUAGACCCAUUGCACAUGACGUCACAGCGCCAGUGAUGAUGCAUCUGGAGGACAAAUUAGCAAUCUAUGCAUAAUAUAACUUUUGUAAACAAAGCAAAUUUUGUAAAAGUUUAUAAUAAUUUUGUAUUAAAAUGGUUAAUUUUUGCGCUGUAUGUGCUUGUUGUACCCGAAUAGAUAUUGUUAGGGAGCAUCUGGAGGACACUCUAAGGAUUUGUGACGUCAGUGCAAAGGGUCUAUUCUGAGAAUGGCGUGCACAUGCACAUGUCUUGGCAUGACUUCAGCUUAUCAAUUGGGUACGGUUUCUAGUCCAUCCUGUUCAACGCAGCGUGUAGCAGCUCUCUUCUCUCUGGCUCGUACCCAGUCGUCAUGGUUAUAAUUACAGCAGGCCCGUAACUAGCUAUGAGUCAACCGAGUCAGUUGACUCGGUAAGAUUUUUUGUGAAAAAAUUUCAAGUUUAGAGAAAACAGACCCUGAAUGAAAUUUAUUAAAUUUUUGAUGAAGGGUAGAAGUACGAAUUAGCGUCCCAAGAAUUACCAUAAAAUCAAACAUUUUCUGGGGGAGCAUGCCCCGACGACUCGACUCGGUAAAUCUAAAAUCCUAGUUAUACGGGUCUGUACAGUACAUAUAUAGAUCAGUGAACUGAAGUAUGUGAUGCAGGAUGGGAGCGAAGACAUUCCCAUCAUGCACCAUUAUAUGUACUCAUACUCACUGCAGUCACUGUUAAUGUAACCAAUAAAUAAAACUGUUCAAGGAGGCCCGCAUCUGCAUGUACAAUUAGCCAUUUUCCAAUCGAGCAGAGGACUGGGUCUAGUCGCUUGUUUGGAGGGACACAAAAUAAACAAUAUGCCGAAUAUGGCAUCUAGGAAGUUUUCCUACAUUCCUAAAGUUAUUUGUUGCAGCCUGAAACGCAACAGUUAUAAUAAGGCAUCUUUUAAUAUAUAUUUAGCUCGCUCACUAUAAGUUGUUGUCCCUCCAAGCGUCCCUCCAAACAUCAACUGGACCCAGUCCUCUGCUCGAUUGGGAAAUGGCUAAUUCAAUGCAUAGCAAUGCAUACAUAUUAAAUUUUUACAUGAAGUAAUUUACACCAUAUUAGAUAUGAAACAGUUUUCUCCGAUCUGAAAAGAAAAAUACUUGACUAUGUGCAGCAUGGUGCGGGCAUUGAGCCAGCCGGGCGUCCAACCGCCCAAUGUAAACCUGUUAAGGCUUUGCGUCCACGUCAGAGUGGUAAACAUAUUAAAUCAAGAAAACACGGACGGCCCAAUAAAAUGUUGUCUUUAUAUAAAAAGCAACUUGCUAGUUUUGUGAUAUCUCCAGAAUACCUCAAAAGUUGUCAUUUUAACACUUUUUCGAUACAUUUUUGUCCAAAUGAUUAAAUUUUCCAUAACAGAAAUGUUCAGUCAGAAUACUACUUUAGUGCCUACCACCAGCGCGUGCUUAAAGUGAUUUAAAAGUCUUCCUCAUCGGUGGUUUGUUUUGUCUUUUAUUUCGAACGAUGUGACUAAGUAUGCAUAUUACCAAUAAUAAUGUGUUGAAUGGAAAUCCAUCACCAUGGCUAGAAGGAGCAUCUUAAAAUGAGUAAAAUUGCAAAGUCUGGUUGCGAAAUGUUGUAAAAUGAGGAGGAUAUACCCCUGCGAAAUUUGCACAUUUUGUAUUAAUUUGUAUAUUAUACGCAAGGGAAAAUGCACCACAUUUGGGCCGAAAGUGGUGCAUGUUCCCGUGCGUAAAAAUAAUACAAAAUUUGCCAAUUUCGCAGGGCUAUAGCUAUUUUCCGCAUUAUACAACAUUUCGCAACCAAACUUUGCAAUUUUACUCAUUUUAAGAAUGAUGCACUUUCUAGCUGUGAUGAUGGAUUUCGUUUUUCUUGCCCAGAUCAAAAUUAAGUCUAUAGCUAGAAUCAUCCAUUAUCGUAAUUUCGUUGAUUCGAGUGCUGUGUGUGUUUUUCAGCUCCACAACUCGUCCAUGGAGGAGGAAACAUCGACUUCUUGGUGUUUGACUACUUGUCUGAAAUAACCAUGUCAUUGUUGGCUAUGGCUCAACGAAAGUCCCCGGUACGUUGUGAAUAUCC
Paramuricea clavata is the source of this 9218-nucleotide messenger RNA. The record is from the annotation of a GenBank genome assembly. Lineage: Eukaryota; Metazoa; Cnidaria; Anthozoa; Malacalcyonacea; Plexauridae.